Molecule: messenger RNA, 1762 nt
Organism: Chelonus insularis
Lineage: Eukaryota; Metazoa; Arthropoda; Insecta; Hymenoptera; Braconidae
Gene: Ndfip
Product: Nedd4 family interacting protein
Exons: 6
Coding region: 408-1103 (231 amino acids)
Biological process (GO): metal ion transport; positive regulation of protein ubiquitination; ubiquitin-dependent protein catabolic process
Cellular component (GO): Golgi apparatus; endoplasmic reticulum; perinuclear region of cytoplasm
Molecular function (GO): WW domain binding
Source: RefSeq, a predicted model, not a curated record
UAAAAAAAUCUUGAAAUAUUAGUUAAAACUUCUUACUAAUAAUUGAGGUUAUAAAAUGCAAAUUAAUUUUUUUUAGUGAAAAUGAAAUCUAUAAAAUUAAAGCGGGAGAGUAUGCGACGAAAAGAAAAAUAGAAAAGGAUCGAGAUAUAGAAUGUCCACGUGAUAAUGCACGCAUACCUAUAAGUUAUGUGUACAAUUAGGUACAAUGUGAAAUGUUAUUUUCCGUCAUCCGAAACAUUUGGUUAGACACACUUUUACGAUAGUUUCACCAGCUGUCAGCCAUCGAUUGUAAGGACAUUUUGUUACACUUGAAAAUACACAUUAACAAAAUUCUAUUUUUUUCUAUUCAAUAUUACAUUGUUGAAAUAAACUGAUUAUACAGAGCUUUAAUCACUACUGGCCACAAAAUGUCACAACUAAACACUGAUGGUGCCCAUAAUGGCACGUCGAUGUCUGGAGAAACUCCGGUUUCAACAGCCCAGGUGCAUGAAGAACCUCGUCCAGGUCAUUCUGGUUCUCAUACAAUAGUUAGAUCACCGCCACCAACGAUUACUGUUGAAGAAUUAGCACCUCCGAAACCUGAUUUUUCAGCACCUCCACCAUAUGAGUUGGCAACUAAAUUGCCUAGUUAUGAAGAAGUACAAAGAGAAAAAACGUUGCAAGGAGAAACAACACCUCAUCCACAAAUUCACCUAGGUGGUAUUUCUGCUCCCCAGCCGCUGACUAUUUUGGCUAUAGAUCCCAGUGCUACAGAAGGAGAUGCUGAAAGUGGAUUACUCGGAACAGAUUUUACAUUUUUCACAGCAUUUUUACUGGCAUUGUUCUUUAAUUGGAUCGGAUUCCUUUUAUCAAUGUGUUUCUGUCACACAAUUGCUGCUCGGUACGGAGCACUCGCCGGAUUCGGAUUAUCUCUUACCAAAUGGACAUUAAUAGUGAAACAUUCUACAGAUUUGGCAUCACGAGCUAAUUUCUGGCUAUGGUGGCUCAUUAUGGCUCUUGGUAUUCUUAUUUGCAUACGUGCAAUCACUCAGUACUUGAAUAUCAAACGUGGAUGGAAAUUAUUAUCUGGCAGUGCUCAAGAACGUCUGCUCUUUUUUUAUUAAAAAAAGGCUAAAAUUGAAUUUGGAAAUAAUUGAUAAUAGAGCAUUUUGGCAUUUCUAUUUGGGAUCGUAUAUUGCACGAUAUAAUAUAAAAUCACAUAUAAACAAUGUUACUUUAUAUAGAUUGUCUACAAUUACUGUAUAAACUAGACGCAGAAAAGUCGUAAAAACAGAUCAAUUCAGAUUCAAAUACUAAGAAGAAAGAGAAAAAAAAUUAAAAACCGGUUUUAAGAAACUAAAUGUAACGAUCCAGUAAGUGUAAUUCCUAAAUGAUUGGAUUAAGACUUACAUAAUGAUAAUGAUAAUUUUUAAAAAAUACGUUACAUUUUUGCUUUAAAAAUGCGUGCAAUAUUCAAAUUAUAUAAUUGUUAAACAUUUUCGUUUUUUAUUGAGUGAUUUUUACAAUAUAUAUAUGCAUCAUAGUAAACACUUUAAGACUUACUGCACGCGAUAUUUAUGCUCACCGUUUGAUAUAAUAAAUAAUUUCAAAAAAAUAAAAAAACAAUGACAAUUAUCCAAUCAGAAUGCGAAAUAUAUUUACAAUAGCUUCAAAAUAUUAAAAGUAUAAUUAUAAUAUGUCUAAAAAUCAUAAGACUAUUACCUUGUAUUUAAAAUGUCUUUUUUUAAUCAAAUUAUCAUUAUUAUAAUGAUAAAAUUAUUGG